Messenger RNA from Pieris brassicae (large cabbage white), 945 nucleotides. RefSeq lists its product as uncharacterized. Lineage: Eukaryota; Metazoa; Arthropoda; Insecta; Lepidoptera; Pieridae. The transcript is spliced from 4 exons. Bases 1 to 945 code for a protein of 314 amino acids. The record is from RefSeq and is a predicted model, not a curated record.
AUGGCGAGCUUCGUCAUACUAAUUAUAAGUUUAACUGGUGUAAUGUCGAUACAAUUGCAGCAGGGCGAAACGAUUCAAGAGAACAACAUAGAUAAUUCGUUGAACCAGUGUUUAGGUGAUGAAAGGGGUUCAUCGGUCGGUGUUUGUUUUGGGAAGGAAUUAUUAACGAAGCUAAAUAACUACGAGGAAACUGAUUCUUUUAGUUUAGCGAACGGGAUUUCAUUUAUCCGCGAUGAGAAGACUCCACGAGACAUUGGUGCCUUUCUUGACAAAGAUCCAAUGGAUUUCCGGUCAAUAAUGGAAGACGCCAGCAGUUUAAUAUCCAAGCGAUCAUUACAUUGGGAUAUGGGUAUGGUGUAUCCAGGAUUAGUAAUGAGAAUUGGACCUACAUUAGCGAAUGGAGUUCUGGAAUUUGUAAUUGAUCCGAGAAAUAAAGAUAGGGCUUAUCAAGGACAAGGGGAAGUUACUACAGGUCGGCUAUUGGCGCGAAAUCUUCUAGUACCAUUCCUGCUUGGAAUAAAAUUUCAUAUAUCUACAUUGCUACCACUUCUGUUGGGUUUAGUUUUAUUAGCGAGUAAAAAGGCUUUCUUGUUAGCCAAGGUGGCGCUACUUGCAGUGACUUUGUUUAGUGGCGCUGGUACAGGUUAUGGUGGAAGUUACUUUGGGGGCCUUAACAAUUUUGCUGGGCCAACCUUAUCUUCAUACGUCACAUCACAUGAAAAUAUCGGUCAUUAUCAUCCCGCUGCUCCAUCUGGAGGAUACUACAGACAUCCUCACCAUUCGGAAUAUUUUUACAAAGAGCAUGAUGACUCCACAACUGGAUCUCCAAUAACACCAGACGAGCUUCGGGAUAGAUUGGAAAGAUUAUUUGUAACGAAAAAAGAUGAUCAGGACAAAAUGCGAAAUGGCCGGAAGUUUUCAUGGACCCCAAUAAAUGGGGGUUAG